This is a messenger RNA of Chrysochloris asiatica (Cape golden mole), 2201 nucleotides long. RefSeq names its product integrator complex subunit 10 (gene INTS10). The transcript is spliced from 17 exons. The record is from RefSeq and is a predicted model, not a curated record. Gene Ontology annotation, biological process: snRNA processing. NCBI's taxonomy places the organism in Eukaryota, Metazoa, Chordata, Mammalia, Afrosoricida, Chrysochloridae. Gene Ontology annotation, cellular component: integrator complex. Bases 45 to 2177 code for a protein of 710 amino acids.
GAAGGUCCGGCGACUUGAAGCGGAGGUUCCCCAUCUCUGGCAUCAUGUCGGCCCAGGGUGACUGCGAGUUUCUAGUGCAACGAGCCCGGGAGUUGGAGCAGCAGGACCUAUGGGCGGCCAAGGCUUGGCUGAUUACGGCCCGCAGCCUCUACCCGGCCGACUUUAACAUCCAGUAUGAGAUGUACACGAUCGAGCGGAACGCCGAGCGGACGGCCACCGCCGGGAGACUGCUGUACGACAUGUUUGUGAAUUUCCCAGACCAGCCGGUGGUGUGGAGAGAAAUCAGCAUUAUUACAUCAGCACUAAGGAAUGAUUCACAAGAUAAACAAACACAAUUUUUAAGAAGUUUAUUUGAAACUCUUCCUGGUCGAGUCCAGUGUGAAAUGUUACUAAAGGUCACAGAACAAUGCUUCAACACAUUGGAACGAUCAGAAAUGUUGCUUCUACUUUUGAGACGAUUUCCUGAAACAGUGGUGCAACAUGGGGUUGGCCUUGGAGAGGCAUUAUUAGAGGCUGAAACUAUUGAAGAGCAAGAAUCUCCUGUUAACUGCUUUCGAAAAUUAUUUGUUUGUGAUGUCCUUCCUUUAAUAAUUAAUAACCAUGAUGUCCGAUUGCCUGCCAAUUUACUAUAUAAGUACUUGAACAAAGCAGCUGAAUUUUACAUUAAUUACGUCACUAGGUCUACUCAGAUAGAAAAUCAACAUCAAGGUACCCAAGAUACAUCUGAUUUAAUGUCACCUAGCAAACGUAGUUCUCAGAAGUACAUCAUAGAAGGACUGACUGAAAAAUCAUCCCAGAUUGUGGACCCCUGGGAGAGAUUGUUUAAGAUUUUGAAUGUUGUUGGAAUGAGAUGUGAAUGGCAGAUGGAUAAAGGAAGACGAAGCUAUGGUGAUAUUUUACAUAGAAUGAAGGAUCUCUGCAGAUACAUGAACAACUUUGAUAAUGAAGCUCAUGCAAAAUAUAAAAACCAAGUGGUUUAUUCUACUAUGUUGGUCUUCUUUAAGAAUGCAUUCCAGUAUGUCAACAGCAUACAGCCAUCUCUCUUCCAAGGUCCUAAUGCCCCAAGCCAAAUUCCACUGGUUCUUCUUGAGGAUGUAUCAAAUGUGUAUGGUGAUGUAGAAAUCGAUCGUAAUAAACACAUACAUAAAAAGAGGAAACUAGCUGAGGGAAGAGAAAAACCCAUGAGUUCAGACGACGAAGACUGCUCUGCAAAAGGAAAGAAUCGUCAUAUUGUAGUCAAUAAAGCAGAACUUACUAACUCCAUUGAAGUGUUAGAAAGCUUUAAAUUGGCCAGGGAGAGCUGGGAGUUGCUCUAUUCCCUAGAAUUCCUUGACAAGGAAUUUACAAGAAUUUGUUUGGCCUGGAAGACAGAUACUUGGCUUUGGUUAAGAAUCUUCCUUACUGAUAUGAUCAUCUAUCAGGGUCAGUAUAAAAAGGCAAUAGCCAGUCUACAUCAUUUAGCAGCUCUCCAGGGAUCACUUCCUAAACCACAGAUCACAGGACAGGGGACCCUGGAACAUCAGAGAGCACUCAUCCAGCUUGCCACUUGCCACUUUGCUCUCGGAGAAUACAGAAUCAUGUGUGAGAAAGUCCUUGAUCUGAUGUGCUACAUGGUACUUCCCAUCCAAGAUGGAGGCAAACCACAGGAGGAACCAUCAAAAGUAAAGCCCAAAUUUAGAAAGGGUUCGGAUCUGAAGCUUCUGCCUUGUACCAGCAAGGCUAUUAUGCCAUACUGCCUGCACUUAAUGCUAGCCUGUUUUAAGCUUAGAGCUUUCACGGACAACAGGGAUGACAUGGCAUUGGGGCAUGUGAUCGUAUUGCUUCAGCACGAAUGGCCACGGGGAGAGAAUCUUUUCUUGAAAGCUGUCAAUAAGAUUUGCCAACAAGGAAAUUUCCAAUAUGAGAAUUUUUUUAAUUACGUUACAAAUAUUGACAUGCUGGAGGAGUUUGCCUACUUAAGAACUCAGGAAGGUGGCAAAAUUCAUCUGGAAUUACUACCUAAUCAAGGAAUGUUGAUCAAGCACCACACGGUUACUCGAGGCAUCACCAAAGGUGUGAAGGAGGACUUCCGCCUGGCCAUGGAGCGCCAGGUUUCCCGCUGUGGUGAAAACUUGAUGGUGGUACUGCACAGGUUCUGCAUCAAUGAGAAGAUCUUGCUACUUCAGACUCUGACUUGACUGAAGAUCUUUCUGCCAGAGAGA